Messenger RNA from Pimephales promelas (fathead minnow), 4818 nucleotides. NCBI's taxonomy places the organism in Eukaryota, Metazoa, Chordata, Actinopteri, Cypriniformes, Leuciscidae. The record is from RefSeq and is a predicted model, not a curated record.
GAGAAGAAGAGAAAGUGAAAGAAACUUUCAAUCUGCGUUAGUUCCGUUAGUUCUCUAAAAAUAGGAUGAAGUACCCCAGUAUUAUGGAUAACAAAUCGUUGUGCUUUUCUGGGAUGCUUGUCUACUUAAGGUGUUUUUAUAUGUUGAUAACCUCCUCGUCCACGGGAAAAGCCAUUCUACAUCGUCUCUGAUGAAUCGUGGCGUCGAGUAGGCCCGUUCAUCACCGGUUUCAGUGUCUGCUAAACCGUUAGCUGACUGAACUUGUACAGUUGGGCCUGACGUUCGUGGCAACUGGAUAUCUUCUCAGGUCGUCACGGUCAAACUGAAACCAGUGCUGAUCUGUUUCCAAUGUUAGUUUAGCUGCAGUAUGUCAGAGGAGCGAGGAAAUGACUCUCUCUCUAAGACGAGUCUCUCAGAGGAACAGCGUAAAAGAUCAGGCUCACAUGUGUCCAGCUCUGUGUCUGUGAAGAGUGACUGCUCAAAGGAUGGUGGCCUACCGAACUUCAGUGAGAAAAAGACAUCUAUCAAAAGAUCAAGUUCACAUGUGUCCAGCUCUGUGUCUGUGAAGAGUGACUGCUCAAAAGAUGCUGACCAACCAAACUUCAGUGAGGAAACACCAUCACCAACCAAAGGGCUUAAAUAUGAAGCAUUAGAUUCGGAUUUCCAGACUUACAGGAAACACAAGAAUUUCUCAAAGAAUCUCCUGUGGAUCUUCCAGCAAAAAGAGAACACACAAUCCUUAGUGGAGGACUUUAAUGAGAACAGAUGCUGUAUUAAAGAAGCAGCUCUUGAUCUCACACUACAUUACCUGAGAGAGAUGAAGCAAGAUGAAGCUGCUGAUGCUCUAGAAGAUGAGCUGAACUUUAAUCAUCAGCUAAAAUGUAGGUUAAAGGAGAAGUAUCAAUGUGUGUUUGAAGGAAUUGCAAAGCAAGGUGACUUCACACUCCUGAAUAACAUCUACACAGAUCUCUACAUCACUCAGGGUGGCAGUGAACAGGUCAAUACUGAACAUGAGGUGAGACAGAUUGAAGUUGCUUCCAGACGUCAUGAAGCACAAGAGAUACAGGUUGAAUGCACACAUUUGUUUGAAGCGCCUGAACAACAAGAGGAGAUCCGAACUGUACUGACAAAAGGAGUCGCUGGCAUCGGGAAAUCAGUCUCUGUGCAAAAGUUUGUUCUGGACUGGGCUGAAGGAAAAGAAAAUCAAGAUAUCAGCUUCAUAUUUCCUCUUCCAUUCAGAGAGAUGAACUUAAAGGAGAAAGAAAAACUAAGUUUGAUGGACCUUAUAACUCAGUUUUUCCCAGAGACAAAAGGACUGAACCUUACAAGAAGGAAUCAGUUCAAAGUGCUGUUCAUCCUUGAUGGACUGGACGAAUGUCGCCUUCCUCUGAAGUUUGAUUGUAAUGAGACGUGGUGUGAUGUAUCGUCACCAGCCUCUCUGGAUGUUCUCCUAACGAACCUCAUGAAGGGAAAUCUGCUUCCUUCUGCUCUCGUCUGGAUCACCAGCAGACCAGCAGCUGCCAGUAAGAUUCCUCCUGACUGUAUCGACCGGCUGACCGAGAUACGAGGAUUCAGGGACGCACAAAAGCAAGAGUACUUCAGAAAAAGAUUCAAGGAUGAUAUUCAAGCCAACACAAUCAUAGAUCAUGUUAAACAAUCAAAGAGUCUCUUCAUCAUGUGCCACAUCCCAGUCUUCUGCUGGAUUUCAGCCACUGUUCUCCAGAUCAUUCUGGAGGAGAAGAGAAAUAAUGAUGUGAAAAACACUCAGGCUGAUGAGAUCUCUAAAACACUGCAGGAAUCAAACAUUGAAGACACUCCCAAGACUCUGACACAAAUGUACACACACUUUCUCCGCUUUCAGAUCCAGCAGAGCCGCUGGAAAUAUGAUGGAGAAUACACACCAGAUGUUUCCUGGGAUAAAGACGCCAUCCUUUCACUGGGGAAACUGGCAUUUCAUCAGCUGGAAAGAAAUAACCUGAUCUUCUAUGACACAGACCUGGAAGCCUGUGGUCUUGACGUCUAUAAGGCAUCAGUGUACUCAGGCAUGUGUACCCAGAUCUUUAAGGAGGAAACAGGGAUCGUUCUUGGUACCAUGUACUGCUUUGUUCACUUGAGCAUUCAAGAGUUUAUUGCAGCCCUUUAUGCACAUCUGUUUCUAGACAUCAACAAGACAAGUAUGUUUGAUCAUGAGUCUACAGAACAGAAAAACAGAAAUGAAACCAUGAUUGAUUUUCUCAAGACUGCAGUGGACAAGGCGCUGGAGAGUGACAAUGGACACCUGGACCUUUUCCUUCGCUUCCUCCUCGGUCUGUCACUCCAGUCCAAUCGACGACUCUUACGAGGUCUGUUGACACAGCGAGACGGCACUGACCAGAGCAACAAGGGGACAGUUCGACGACUCUUACGAGGUCUGUUGACACAGCGAGACGACACUGACCAGAGCAACAAGAAGAUAGUUCAGUACAUCAAGCAGAAAUUAGCAGAUAAUCUUCCUGCAGAGAGAUCCAUCAAUCUGUUCUACUGUCUGAAUGAACUGAACGACCAAACUCUGGUGAACGAGAUUCAGACCCACCUUAGCAAAGGAAGUCUCUCAUCUGGUGACCUUUCACCUGCCCAGUGGUCUGCUUUGGCCUUUGUGUUGUUGACAUCAGAGGAGGAGCUGGAGGAGUUUGAGCUUCAGAAAUUCAAGAAAUCAGACCAGUGUCUCAUUAGAUUAUCGGCAGUCAUCAAAACAUCCAGAAGAGCUCUGUUAAAUGAUUGUAACUUAACAGACAAAAGCUGUUCAUCUCUGGCUGCAGUUCUUGGAUCAGACACCAAUCUGAAAGAGCUGAACAUGAACAAUAAUAAACUGCGGGAUUCAGGAGUGAAGCUGCUCUGCACUGGACUGAAGAAUAUAAAGUGUAAAUUGGAGAUACUGAGGUUAAGCUGCUGUGAUAUGACAGAUGAAGGUUGUUCUGAUGUGUCUUCAGCUCUGAAAUCAAACCCGUCACACCUGAGAGAGCUGGACCUGAGCGGGAAUAAUCUAGGAGACUCUGGAGUGAAAAACCUCAGUGAUCUACUGAUGAACCCACAAUUCAAGCUGGAGAAACUACAUCUGAGUGGAUGCAGUAUUACAGAGAAACAGAGUCUCAUCCUGACUUCAGCUCUGAAAUCAAACCCGUCACACCUGAGAGAGCUGGACCUGAGCUGGAAUAAUCUAGGAAACACAGGAGUGAAGCACUUAUGUGCCGUACUGAAGGAUUCACACUGUAAACUGGAGAGAUUGAGGUUAAGCUGGUGUUAUAUGACAGAUGAAGGUUGUUCUGAUGUGACUUCAGCUCUGAAAUCAAACCCGUCACACCUGAGAGAGCUGGACCUGAGUGAGAAUAAUCUGGGAGACUCUGGAGUGAAAAACCUCAGUGAUCUACUGAUGAACCCACAAUUCAAGCUGGAGAAACUACAUCUACGGUACUGUGACAUUACAGAUGUUUCUUCUUUAACUCAGUCUUUGACGAACUCAAAAGCUCUGCAGUUUUUAAAAGAGCUUGAUCUGAGAGAGAAUGAGAUCGGAGACUCAAAGCAGCGGCUCAGAGACGAGCUACGAGACUCAAACUGUGUCCUGAGAGCAGAUGAUGAUGAUCUAUUUACCAAGAUUAGAAGACUUUUUACAUAGUUUAAAUCUGUGAAACGGAGAUGAGAGGAGCAGAAAUCAUCAGGUGAUCCACAGAAGAGUCUCACUGCUGUCUAUGAGGAGAAAUACAUGUGUAAAUGUGUUUCAUACAGGUGGAAGAGACUCAGACUUCACUAUUAAAUAAAGCAGCGUGUGUGUUAGCAUGUGUAUUAGAAACAUGUGAUUAAUGUUGGUUUAUUAUUCAGCCAAAUGACUCCUGCCACAGUAUCUUAUGCCACAAAUUAAAUCAUUCUCACUUUCUCAUGAAGAGAUAAACAUGAAAAUAGAUCUCCUGACCUCAGAACAGUGGGAGGCGGCGAGAAAAGGGAAUCAUUUUGGGAUAUCGUGGAUAUAAACUUCUCAAAUAUAAAAUUAGAGGUGUCUGCUCAGGUUAUGGCAAGACAUUGGCCCACACAAAGAAAAGUGUAACACACACACUAAUCAACAAUAUUAACAAACUUGCUAAAAAAAGAGCAUUUGAGCCAAGAAGAUAAUAAUGCCUUAUUAGACUUACAAAUCCAACUAGACAUUUAUAUGAGAACAAAGCAAAAGGAGCUUUUAUAACGUCACGGAGGAAUUGGAUGGAACAGGGUGAGAAAAACAGCAGAUAUUUCUUUAACAUGGAAAAAAGAAGAAGUGAAAUAAUUUACUGUCACAGACUAGAAGGACACAGAUGGAUGAGUGUAAACCAGGUUUAUUGAGACAGGGGAUAUUGUAGACAGCAGGUAAGUAUAAAUAGAUAAAGUUCGGUAGUGGAGCGGGACACAGUCUGAUUAAGGAUUUCUUAUCUUGAGCAGGGCUGGAAACUGGAGAGCGGAUCUGGACGGAGCCGAGCGAUGAAUAAGUGGGUGAAGUUCAAAUGACAGACACCUGUUUGUGAUUUCAGUAAUUGGCGUGAGGAGAUUGCAUAUAAGCAGGCUGUGCUGACAGCAGUUUGAGAGAGGAACUGGGAGCUCAUGCACGCCGGUCUGAGGAUUUGCCGUCCUGUGAAAAAGCUGUGUUUCAGUGAAAAGAGUGUUGCUGUUCAGUGAUCUGAGGAAGCUGUAUUCAGUGGGAAGAGUACAGUUUGUUUUUGAUUUAUUUUGAACUGCCUGAGUUUAUUGUGUGAGCGUGCUGACGCGCCGUGGGAAAUAUUGUUAAUAAAGUGCACGAGCCCCAGUAUUCUCCAA